Messenger RNA from Pogoniulus pusillus (Red-fronted tinkerbird), 10085 nucleotides. It is a transcript of the gene CEP350, whose product is annotated as centrosomal protein 350. Gene Ontology annotation, biological process: microtubule anchoring. The transcript has 39 exons. The record is from RefSeq and is a predicted model, not a curated record. Gene Ontology annotation, molecular function: microtubule binding. The coding region runs from base 211 to 9687 and encodes 3158 amino acids. Lineage: Eukaryota; Metazoa; Chordata; Aves; Piciformes; Lybiidae. Gene Ontology annotation, cellular component: centrosome.
CUCGCCGCUGCCGCCGCUCCGUGUCAGUCGCUGGCCGGUAAUGGCGGCGGGUUAGCGCCGCUGAGAGGACUGCGCACCGGCGGGCAGCGGAGCCCAGCUAGGCGUGCCGCCGGCUUCCGCUGUCCUUCUUUCUGCUUCGACGGGAUGUGCCAGGACCUCUCCUCGGGGCGGUGGGCGUCGAUCGCCUCCGCGACCAGAUAAGUUGCCACAAUGUGGAGCAACAAGUCAAAUGAGGUGCCUCUACAAAACCCAAGGCAUAACCAGAACAAGGAUUCUACCAGAGAUCUAACUGCAGCAUGGGCUACUUUUUCUCAGAAUAAGGCUGCUCUACGUCAUAUAGAGAACAAACUGGAAGUAGCUCCCACCAGCACGGCUGCGUUUGAUUCUCUCAUGGAUGCCAAGAAGCCCUCUACUAGUGGUAGCAGGAAAAUCAGCAGAAAGGCUUCCCGGUCCUGCAGCCAAAAUAAAUCAAGCAAGGAGAAAUCCUCGCGCAGCCCUCUUCGAGCCACCACUCUUGAAAGCAACGUGAAGAAAAGCAGCCUUGUGGAAUUUCAUGAGCCAUUGGUUUCGUUCAGGGAUCCAUACAGCGCUCUGUCUUACCACGGUUCUAGCCAGCUUGAGGCCAAGCAACUGCUCUCCAGUUUGGACUUGAGCGAAGUAGAAGAGAAGUCUGAUAUAACAGACCAUAUGAUACACGAGCUAGAUCUUCAUGGCAGAGACUUUGAAAGGCCAAGUUCUCCUGCUGCAGAUGAGACUGUUGUUAGGUACUUGAAUGACCGACUGGCAAUUAACGCCUUGCAGAACAGCGAGGUGUUCCGUAAGAUUGCCGUACCCCCAAGAUUGGAAGAGGAAAAAACCAGUGGCUCCAGAGGAGAGGAGAGUAGCACUAAAGUGCCUCAGAAUAACACAUCUGAGGAAAGUGACCCGAAAGCGUCUUCCCCUUCUGCCAGGACUACUAAUGCUCACAGGCUGGAGCUCUUGAAAAGGCGGCAUCAUGAUGUCAAGCUGGAGAAGCUGAAGGAGCGGAUCCGAAAGCAGUGGGAGAAUUCUGAAGGCCUAGAUGGCAGAGGGCAGCAUUCAGGAUAUGCUGAGCAACCUGUCGUGAUUACAAACGUGGAGAGCACUGUGACACCUAAAGUCAGGAAGGUGGCAGCUGCACCUGCUGCUCCAGCAUACAGAGGUUUCAAUCCUGCUGAAACAAAGAUUCGUGCUGCAGAUGGAAAGAUCUGGCGUGGGGAGGGAUUUCACAUUAGUCGUGAGCUUUAUAGAGAUAUAGCUCUCCAGUUAACAGAGGAUUCAGCAGCGGCAGGAAAGCCUAGUGAGAAAAACAGAGACAGAAAGGCAACCAGACCGGUGCGGAAAGUGCAGAAGCUGACACGGCUGUCAAGUCCCGAGUCCAAACAAGGUGGAAACUAUAUAAUAAAUGCAUCCUCCUGGCGAGAGGGACAAAAGCUGGCCAAAAAGAUACUGGGUCCAGCUCCCAGAAUAGAACAGGACAGAAGAGCUGUGUCUAGUGACAGAACAGGACGAGAGCGAGCUGCCAAGUCUGGCCAUAUUGGAAGGACAGGUUCAGAUUCUAGACUGGACAUUACCCAUAAAACCUCAAGAAGCUCUGAAAGGUCAAGGAGUAAAAUCCGGUCUGGGAAGCUGGAAGCUGCUCUUCCAGGUGAUAACCAAGCAGAUCAUGCUCCUGUAAAUAAGGACUUCCUGCCUGUGGAGAUACGUGGAAUUCUUGAUGACUUGCAGUUGGAUUCCAUGAGUACAAAGCAAGAGAAAGAUGUGGAAAAGCAGAAUCAGAAACCUGUUUUGCCUCCUCAAAACACCAGGAGCCACAGUCCAACCAAAAGGAAACCAGACAAGAUAGGUGCUGUUGAGGAGCCUCAGGUAAUCAGUAAGAAACGUCACUAUGAUACAGAUGAAGUUCGUCGGUACAUCAUCAGGCAGCAAGAGGAGAGGAAAAAGAAGCAGAAUGAAGAGAAGAAAGCCCAAAAGGAGGCAACAGAACAGAAGAACAAAAGACUCCAGGAGCUCUACAGAAAGCAGAAGGAGGCUUUUAGUAAAGUGAAGAAUGUGCCUGCUCCUGAGCCUUCAGCAGCCAAACGGUUACACGAAACCUACUCGAAAUUACUGCUGGAGCGUGCACUUCUGGAAGAGCCACCUCAGCUGCCUGUGGUGCAGGAAGCACAGCCCAAACCUGGUUAUCAGCCGUCUGGGGAAUCAGACAAAGAAAACAAAGCUCAAGAGCGUCCUCCUAGCGCAUCUUCAAGUAGUGACAUGUCGCUUUCAGAACCACAACAGCCGCUACUGAGGUCCGAUUUGAUGGAGCCCCCAUGGGUACAGCCAGACAGGUUGAGCCCCAAAGUCCAGCUCUCUCACAAGCCAGCUGUCGUGGGCUCCAAUGGAGGUCCUUGCUCCCAGCACUGGAGCCUGGAGCAGAUGAAUCUUCUGUCGAAGGAAUAUGACACGAUGAUGGCAGGCAGGAGGUGCCAAGCUGCACCAGCAGGAUCGCUGACCGUGAUGCCUCAGCCACACCUGAAUUCAACUGCACAGCUCAAACCUGCUGCUAACCAAUAUAAGAGCAAAUUGGAUCGGAUUGAAGCUCUGAAAGCUACAGCUGCCUCCCUUUCUAGCAGGAUUGAAAAUGAAGCCAAAAAGUUGGCAGGGGCUGCUAUCAAUUACGGUGCCAUGUGGAACUCAGACCAUGAGAUUAUGCAAGAAAAGCAGGGUGAUGGGCGCUGGGCAAAGGCUGUGAGUCCUCCUGUGAGAGAGGAAAACGAAGAUGCUUUUUCAGCCAGAAUUCAAAAGAUGCUGGAUGCCUGUGUGUCUCACACAGCCUUUGAUGACAGCCUUCCUGGGGUAGGCAACCUUAGUGAAUUUAAAAAGCUCCCCGAGACCAUCCGGCCUCAUACUGCUGCAGUCAGCCUGGGCAUGAGGUCCCCUGGCGUGAACAGGCGUGAGGGGAUGCUAGGACAUUUAUCUAAGAGACAGAGUGACUCCCCAGGGCAUGAAAGCCAGGCUUACAUUCCCAGUAAAGCCACGAUUCUUCCAGAGUCCAGCAUUGAAUCUGUCAGCGAAGGGCCUCUCCUGAGUGACGGGAGCUUCUCUGAGGAGGAAGGAGGCCAGCAUAAACCGCUGCAACUCAGGAUGGGGGAGCCGAUAAAAGAGAGGUAUUUCUGCGUGCGGGAGGGAAAUGCCUUGGAGCCCAUCAAGGAGUUUCAGAAGGAAGCUGAGAAGUAUUUGCCACUUUUCACUCGGACAAGUGGAGUGCAAAGCAAGGGGCCCUGGGAGGAACUGGCCAAGGGAAGUCCCCACAGUGUCAUCAACAUCUUUGCGAAGAGUUACCAGCUUCAUGGAAAAGUGUUUAACGAGAAGGUGAAUGGAGACUCUGCCCUAAUGCGCCCUUUACUCCCUGCCAUGAGCCCUCCAGAGAGCCUGGUUUCUUAUGAAGAUGAUUUUUCCUCAUCACAAGGAAGUAGCACUUUAACAGACAAAAGGAUUUCACAUGACCUCAGUGUUGCUGGCAGCAGUAAUUCAAGCAUUCAGGAAGAUGUUCCUAGUAGGAAGUCUCCUUAUGAACCUCUGUCUGCAGAGCUUGCUUCUCUGCAUUCAUCUGGAGCACGAUCUGCAACAUCUUCCCGCUCCUCUGGUUCCUCUAAGAAGAGAGGGAAGAAGGAAAGGCUGGAGUCUUUCAAUGGAAGUUCUCACCACUUUCCAGUGGAAGAAGGAAAAAUACCACCUGAAUUAGAGUGGGGAUUCCAACAGACAAAGAAGCCCUUGUCGAGUAGCAGGAUUUCUAGCAGGGAUCAUGAGCAGAACCCAGAUACAGACAGCACAUUGGAGAACUUGUCUGGACACUCCCUGCUGAGUUUCUCAGACAAGGGAAGAUCACAGAAGACACAGACUUCUUCCCCACCUCCUGGUUCUCAAAAAGUGUUGCAGUUUGACUCUGUUGCAAAUACAGCAGAAAGAGUCAAGCCACCUGCUGGCUUCUCUGGAAACACCUCAUCGGGGAUAAAGCCUAACGCAGCCUUCCCCGACUUGAGCCUGGCAACCAGCAGGUGUGGAGCAGGAGCAGCCCCAGUGAGCGGAUGCAUGCGCUUCUCUCCCGCUGUUCUUCAGCAGCGCUUGUCAGCAGAAUUGAACUACCUCAGUGCUAUUGAGGAGUCUGUGAGACAGCUUUCAGAUGUAGAACGAGUACGAGGCAUAGCACUUGCCCAGCAGGAGAGUGUUUCUUUGGCUCAGAUUCUAAAGGCACAGCAGCAGCGCCAUGAACGAGACUUGGCUCUUUUGAAGAUCAAAGCUGAGCAAGAAGCUCUAGAAAGUCAGAGACAACUGGACGAGGCAAGGCAGAAGGCAGCUCAGGUAAUGCUGCCCUUCAAAAAGUGUGGAUUGUGUAAGAGACGAAAUGCUGUCCACACAGAGUCAGUGCAGCACCGGGUCCAGGCACGGCAGGAUGCUGUACAAGAGACCUCGUGCAAGGCUGCAGCCAAGCAGGCAGAAGCUGCACAUCUCAAUACAGAUGCAGCUCACUGUGAGAUGACAGAGUUAGUACGAACCCAGGUCUCGGAUACUGUCAGUGCUCCAGCUGCUCCAGUCACCUCCUUGUUUGACCAACAGAGGCAGCAUCACGUAGAAUUCCUGAAGCAGAUGAGAGCCCGAAAUGAUGCAAACAGGAAAUGUGAAUCUGCUGCCAUGUCCCAAGUUAAAGAGGAGACAGGUGACUCAAAGCAGACAUACUCACCAAUAUUUGAUAGCUAUUCAGAGUCCUCAAGAUCAAAAGUCCAUGAUCAGAGCAGUACCAGCAGCCGCCAAGAGAGUCCUUCAGCUCCAUCUUCGAAGGAGAAUGAGAAGAAGCUUUCCCGUCGCGAGAAGCUAUCGAGCAGUAUUGAAGAGCAGGCUCAUACUGCUGUGGAUGAUUCCUUGCCUAGUGAUAGUAUUUUAUCACUGCCAGAUGAAAAAGAUUCAGCUUCCAUUGCAACAGAGUAUUCCCUGAAAUUUGAUGAGUCCAUGACAGAGGAUGAGAUUGAGGAAAAGUCUUUCCGGUCUUUGCUGCCCUCUGAGAGCCAUCGCAGAAAUAACCUGGAGAAGAAGCGAGGUAAUCGCGAUGAUUCUGAUGAGGAGGUCUCGCCAGAAAAAACAGCUCUCUCGUCUAUCAAGGAGCUAAGCAUGCCCUUCUCAGGGGGUCAAGAUAGUUUCUCCAAGUUUACCAUGGAGAUGGUGAGACAGUACAUGAAAGAGGAGGAAAUGCGAGCAGCUCACCAGUCCUCACUGCUUCGGCUCCGUGAGAAGGCUCUGAAAGAGAAGACCAAGGCUGAAUUAGCUUGGCUGGAGCACCAGAAGAAGCAUUUACGAGACAAGGGCGAGGAUGAUAAGAUGCCUCCGAUUCGAAAGAGGCAGCGUGGUCUGCUGCUGAGAUUACAGCAGGAAAAGGCAGAAAUCAAACGUCUUCAGGAGGCUAACAAGGCUGCUCGGAAGGAGAGACAGCUAAUCCUUAAGCAGCAGGAGGAAAUAGAACGAAUCCGACAGACUACAGUGAAACUGCAGGAGAAGCUGAAGUCUGCAGGAGAAAACAAGCUGGAGCUUCCCAGUGAGGAUGACAUCAAGCAGAGCAACGCUUCUAGCCCACUUCCAACUGACGGAGAAACACGCAGCCCUUCUCCGAUCUCAAUCUCCAGCAGUGAGACAAGCAGCAUUAUGCAGAAGCUUAAAAAAAUGCGCAGCAGAAUGGAUGAAAAACACUGCUCUCCUGUUCACUACUUCUUCUCUGUCUUUACGUCUCACCACUGGGCCUCUCUCAGUGUCUGUUUUCCCAACCUACACCCCAAAUUCCAGCUGUAUAUCUACAACCAAUUGGUCAGGUUCCUAACUAAGCGAGAACAGAAGCUGAUGCAGCGUCGGCAGCAUGCUGAAGAGCUGCUGGAGUGGAAACGCCGCCUGGAUGCAGAGGAGGCAGAAGUACGGCGCAUAGAAAAGCAGGCCCUAGCUGCCUGGGACAAAGAGCUGCUCAAGACAAAAACAGCCAAGAAAGACCUAGGAGAUCAGAGAACUGAGCCCAAAGAAACAGCUAGUGAAGAAGAGUCUCCAGUGCUUUCUUUCUCUCAUCUGAACAGUGAAAGCUCCAUCCCAGAAGAUCUUGGCAGUCCAGCUGCUGAGUCUAUCCCAUCAGAGACUAUGGGCCAUGUACAGACAGAAAGCCCAGAACAGAGUACAGCUAAUGAAGAAAUGGUUUAUUCUGAAGAGUCCAAGUCCUCUACCUCACCUGGCAAACUUUCUCCUCCCAAAAGCAGCAUAUCUGUACCAAAGCAGGACUCCAGCAAAGGCAGCCAUAGAACUGGAGGACAGCUGCAUUCACCUCUGAAAUCUCAUCAGAUAUCUCACAGCUGGUCUGAUGAAUCUUUAUCUAUGACACAGUCAGAAACCACAUCUGAUCAAAGUGACAUCGAAGGACGGAUCAGGGCGCUGAAGGAUGAACUACGGAAAAGGAAGUCUGUGGUUUACCAACUGAAAAAGGAACAGAAGAAAAGGCAAAAGGAGAGACUGAAGGCCCAGGAAGCCAGUCUGAUCAAACAACUGGAGUCAUACGAUGAAUUUAUCAAGAAGACUGAAGCAGAGCUGAGCCAAGAUCUGGAGGCAUCUCUGACAGCCAAACCUCAAAUUAAAACUCCAUCCUCAGCUGCUGCAGAAAAACCCAAGAUCAAGGCACCACCACUCCACAGGCCUGAGAAAGCUAAAACCUGGAAAUCUCUGGCUGAAUCAGAACAUUCCAGAGCAUCUUUGGAAUCCAUUUCAGAGGAUGGAGAUGCUGUGUCAUCAAGAACUGAGCAAUCUGUGCACACCAAGAAGGUGGCUUUGACAGAUGUUCAUGCAGAAGAACCUUCUGGAACAUCUUCCUCUGAUUUAAUGUCACCGAGAAGUUCCAGAGAAAGAUCUUCCAAUUCCUUGGGUAUUGAACCCUCUUCACCUCCUCUCAAAGAUGAGGAAAACAUUAGCAAGAUAUCCCACGGGUCAGUGACCAAUGUGGUAAAAGCAUCCAGUGAUGAGGCUGCCCUCAGUCAUGAAUCUGAGAUACAGGAAGACUUGGAAUAUGUAAAAUCUGAGGAACAGGAGAUUGAAGGUUCUCCUGCUAAGCCUUUGGAGAGUUCUGAUGUCGUGUUGGUGUUAGAGAAAGAACAAGAAAGCUCACUGGACAUUGUUCCAGAGAAAAUCCUCCAUUCUGAAAAUGACCUCUCCUCUCAGAAGGAACUCUUGGGUUUGGCUGUGGAAAGUCUUCACGACACAGAAGAAGUCUUAAAACAGAGACUGGCAGAUGAAGAUGCUGUAACUGACCCAGGUGUAGAAGAAUCCUCUCGCAGACUGAGCAGAUCAGCGGAGAAGGAAGGUCAUCUGCUUUCGGAACAGCUCUUCAGCCAGAAGGAGCCCUCAUACCCAGAAGACUUUGAAAGAUCCUCUUCGAGAAAACAAGCCUCAGCUGAAGAAGCCCUUUCUGAUUACAAGGAUGACUUUGAAUCGUCUCUCCUCUCUUCUGAUGGGGAUGCUCAGUCGCUGGCAGAGCGAUCGCUGCACACCCGGAGCAGAUCCAGCAGCCUUGGCAGCGAUGCUGAAAUCAGCGAAUGCCUCAGUGACAGGUCCCCCUCUCUCUCUGGCAGUGUGCAGUCAGGGAGGUUAUUAGAACUUAAGUCCCCAACGGAACUUAUCAAAAGCACUGAAGGCGGUGCUGUGGAGCAAGAAGGGGCCCCCGCCGAGUCAGCGCUGCGGGCCCCUGUUUCCAUCCCAGCAGCAGCAGAUAGUAUGGCAGAUUUCAGCAUUGGCGAUAGAGUACUUGUGAGUGAAGUCCAACCUGGAACACUGAGAUUCAAAGGUCUGACUAAAUUUGCCAAAGGGUUUUGGGCUGGUGUGGAGUUAGAUAAACCUGAAGGGAACAAUAAUGGAACUUAUGAUGGAAUUGGGUAUUUUGACUGCAAAGAGAAGCAUGGGAUUUUUGCUCCUCCUCAGAAAAUCUCUCACCUUACAGAAAGUAUUGAUAACUAUUUGGACACCACUAAGGAUGAAGACUCAUUUCUUGAUGAGAGGCUGGUGAAGCAACAUAAAGCUGAGCAGAAAGACAGACAAAGCUCCAAACCUGGCAAAGAGGAUGAAAACCAGAGCAGAGAAGCAACAGACAGCUAUUCCCAGGCUAAAGCUCCUGUGGACACAGUUGUUUCAGAAGCCUCAUCCAAGGAAGGAGUUGAUGUGCAAUUGUCUUCUAAAGCAAGCAGCAUAAAGGAGAUUUCCCUAUCUGCAGAGUCAGUUGCCCAGGAACAAUCAGUAGUGGAUUAUCUGAAGCAUGCUGCAAAAGAGGAGGCCAGCAUCACUCCUCUUCUUCCUGGUGCUGUGGGUGAGACCAUCGUUGUUCAGUUGGACGACAUUGCAGAUAUCCUGUCUGAGAAACUGGAGAGGCAGAAGACACUGGGGGAAGAAUGUGCUGAAAAGCUAGAUGAUCUCUCUCCUGAGGGUGCAGAGAAGUCUGAAACUCCGCUUCUGGAUUUGCUGACGAAAGAAAAGAGCCAAUUAGAAGCCCAGCUUCGAGAAGAAGAAAAGUCCAAAGUCCAACUGGAAAAGGUCAGUGUGCUGACAGACAGUCUCCUGAGAGGUUUUCUGAAAGACACAGUCAGUCAGUUACAGCAAAUAAAGAAGGUCAAGAAUGAGAAAAUCCAGCUCAGCAACCAGGAGCUAUGUGAUGUGAAGGAGGAAUCUUGCACCGCAUCUCAGCAGCCAGAAGAGCAAAUUCCCAACAGACUGGAUAACCUUUUCCUAAGUUCUGAUUUGGAUGAUGAAAGAGAAGAACUUUCCUCUCCAGACAUGUGUCCCAGACCAGAGAGUCCAGUGUUGGGUGCCAGUGGUCAGGAAGAGCUUGCCAAGAGGCUGGCGGAGCUGGAGCUGAAUCGGGAGUUCCUGAGUGUGCUGGGAGAUGAUCAAGACUGGUUUGAUGAGGACUACGGCCUGAGUUCCCACAAGGACCAGCAGAAGCAAGCUGAGGCCCCAGCAGUGCUGCCCAAGGUAGAACCUCAGAAGGUGCCAACGAAGCCGUGUGAGGAGCUGUUGACAGUCCCUCAUAGUGCGGCGGAGGUGGAAGCUAUGGUGCACGAGGCAGUUGAGGAGCUCUGGAAGCUGAAGGACCUGGGUCAUGACCUCCACAGUUUCAGCCUUCACAUGGAUUUUGACAGUACCCUCCAAGAGCAGGACGCAGACACGAUAAACAAGCAGGUUUACAAAAGGGUGGUAUUUGAUUUAACAAAAGAGAUCUUUGGGGAGAUCUUCGCUGAGGAUCCUAAUCUAAAUCAGCCUGUUUGGAUGAAACCAUGUAGGAUUUCGUCUGCUUACUUUCGCCGAGUAAAAGAUCCGAACAACCUGGAUGAAGUCAAGAGCUUCAUUGCUGCUGAAGUACUGAAGCUGUUCAGCGUGAAGAAGGAGCCAAAUCACAAAACAGACUGGCAGAAGAUGAUGAAAUUUGGGCGCAAGAAACGAGACCGAGUGGAUCAAAUACUGGUGCAAGAGCUUCACGAGGAAGAAGCGCAGUGGGUCAACUACGACGAGGACGAGCUGUGCGUAAAGAUGCAGCUGGCAGAUGGGAUCUUCGAGGCCUUAAUCCGAGACACUAUUGAUGUCCUGAACCAGAUCACCGAGAAGCGCAGGCUGCUGCUGGUCUGAGCGGACCGCUCUGCCGCCACCCAUUCACGGGCCUUUGACUCCUGACCUGCUCUCCACCCUGCCACUUCAGAUGUGAUGAAAGGAACCUGGAUUUGCAUCUGCUGCCACUAGAGACCUCCCACUGGCUUUGUUGUUUGGAACAAGCUGAUGCCUCACUCGGGGCUGUGUCGUGGAGUGCUCAAGACUGUUGGUGUGCCAACACAGUUAUGCCACAUAACUGUCAGCAGCUGUCUGAAGCUGUGACAUGUUCAACCUGUUCUCUGAAAGGUUAAGCUGAGGUAUUGGCUGUCCUGCUGGAAUGGUUGUCAGACAUCAGUACCCAGCCUCAGAGGUGUGAGUGGUUUGGAGAAGAAACGGUUUGGUCAACUUUUAGCCAUAAAUGGUGACUUACUGUACCA